Penicillium roqueforti is the source of this 1992-nucleotide messenger RNA. RefSeq names its product transient receptor potential ion channel family protein. Bases 1 to 1992 code for a protein of 663 amino acids. NCBI's taxonomy places the organism in Eukaryota, Fungi, Ascomycota, Eurotiomycetes, Eurotiales, Aspergillaceae. The record is from RefSeq and is a predicted model, not a curated record. Gene Ontology annotation, biological process: fungal-type cell wall biogenesis; transmembrane transport. The transcript is spliced from 2 exons.
AUGCAACUGAAUGGCUCCCUUUUCGGAGCUCUCAUCCUCGUCCUCCAGAGUCUUCAGCUUGUACAAGCAGAGAACCUCAUCCAAGCCACCGGGCUGACACAAUGUUCCGAUAGUGCCGAAGUGACCGUCAAUAACUUCAAUGCGAUAUUCACGCCAAACAACAAGUCCAUCAGCAUCAUCUUUGAUGGCUAUUCCGAAGUGGCCGGAGAUGUGCUCAUUGACGUGGACCUCCUGGUGUACGGAUACAAGGCGUUUACCAAGUCGUUCGAUCCAUGCAGUCUCGAUUUGUCGGUGUUUUGUCCUAUGAAAGCAAUUGAACUGCAAAUUCCCAAAAUCACCCAAACAUUGGGCGACAGUGUCCUCUCGCAAAUACCAUCGAUCGCCUAUAGCGUCCCCGACAUCGAUGCAGUGAUUCGGCUCAGGCUCAAGUACAAAAAUUCAGGUAAACAGAUCACUUGUUUGGAGACCCGUGUCCGCAAUGGGAAAACAGUCUACCAGCGUGGUGUGUCGUGGACACUCGCUGUCAUCACCGGUCUUGGUCUCAUCAUGUCCACGGUCAUAUCGCUUCUUGGCCAUUCGAACACGGCUACCCAUCUCGUCUUCCGAUCGCUUGCAUUCCUCGGAUUCAUUCAAACACAGGCGAUGGUUGGGAUGUGUUCAAUGGCAUUGCCGCCGUUUGUGCAAUCCUGGACUCAGAACAUGCAAUGGAGCUUAGGAAUUGUGCAGCUGGAUGCUCUGCAGACAAUUGCGACCUGGUUUCAGCGCGCCACCGGGGGUACACCUUCGACCGUGCUUGAAUCGGCGAGUACUGCAUCUGUCGUCUUACAGAAGCGUUCCGCCGGGAUCCAUCGCAGAGCCGCAGAGGAAGGAACUCAAAUUCUUCUUCGCGGUAUUAAACGGGUUGGAAUUCGCGAAAACAUCGAACUGAGCAACAUCUUUAUGACCGGAUAUCUAUUCUAUUACUUCGUCACCGCAGUCAUCGUCAUCUGUGUAGGGUUGGUUCUCCUAGUCCGGAGUGUUUUAGCCAAGAAACAGACAAUGCUUCCAAAGUUGGAUCGUGCCAUCAGUGUCACCGCAGAUUGGAAAACCAUCCUCCGCAAUACCUUCUUCCGGCUGGCAUGCAUCGGAUACCCACAGAUGUGUAUCCUAUGUCUCUGGGAACUGACUCGUCACGACUCAGCCGCUGAAAUUGUCCUGGCCAUUACCAUGUGGCUGGUCACGACUGCCGUCUUAGCCUUUGCCACAUUCAAGGUGUUCCAACGCGCGAUACGGUCGAAACAGCAGCACAACACACCUGCGUACACGCUCUACUCCGACCCGGCCACUCUGAACCAGUGGGGUUUCCUAUACAUCUACUAUCGCGCUCCGGUCUAUUACUUCAUUGUCCCAGCUCUGGUCUACAUCAUUGUUAAAGGAAUGGUUAUUGCCUUCGCUCAGCCUUCACCGAUCGCCCAGUCGAUCAUUCUGCUCGUUUUGGAACUCUCCAUGAUGCUCGCAACCUCCAUAAUCAAGCCGUUCAUGAGCAAGGGGGCUAAUGUCGCUGCAAUCACGAUGACGGUAAUGAAUUCGCUCAAUACGAUAUUCAUGCUUGUUUGGACGAAUAUCUUUGACCAACCUGAGCUCAUGACUGGCAUCCUGGGGGUAAUCUUCUUCAUCCUGAAUGCGCUUCUCACUCUCUUGCUCCUGAUCUACCUUUUGGUUGGUAUGGUUUACGCCAUUUUCUUCAAGAAGCCCGACACCAAGUACAAACCUCUUGGCGAUGACCGUGACUCUUUCCGCUGGUCUCGCACCGGAACGACGACUGAGUUGUCGUCCCUCGAGAAGAUCGCAAGAGGCGAGGACGACACAGAAGGCCACCCUCAUCCCCCGCCCGUGGUCACUGCUCCGCCCAGCGACGAAGAUGUGUCAAUGGCAGCCAAAAGGCCAUAUAAUGAUGUUGUGGACCCUUCGCUGCCGCUCUUCCCAGCCAGCUAUGAACGCACGCAACGAUAG